Molecule: messenger RNA, 1380 nt
Organism: Mucor velutinosus
Lineage: Eukaryota; Fungi; Mucoromycota; Mucoromycetes; Mucorales; Mucoraceae
Product: GTP-binding protein gtr1
Exons: 7
Coding region: 1-1380 (459 amino acids)
Source: RefSeq, a predicted model, not a curated record
AUGAAAGGACAAUCUCGUAUUGAGUUUCAUGCUAGAAAAAGUAGAAUUAAUCAUGCUGAAACUCUUAAAACCAAAAAUAUCGUCCACAAGCAAUUGACCAAGGCUUUCAGGCCAGUUGAACAUGUUGUCUCUAAACCACAGAAAGUGGAGAAACCUGUUGCUGUUGUUAGAAAAUCCUCUCGUCUCGCCUCCAAAGACUUGAAACAGACUGUAUUGAACCUGAAGUGCAUUGAAAAACCAACAACUACUACGAAUGAACACCAUACCAAGCGCAAAUCACAGACCGUCGUCAGCCAACCCACCAUCAAGAAACAAAAGCAACAUCAUGACGAGGAGGACAAACAAGUAUAUACAGAAAACACGACUGUUGAUACCACCAACGUUCCAAACGAUGUCGUUGAGAAAACAGUAACUGUAUCCAAAGAAGCAGAGAUUGCAAAGGAGGAGGAUACAGCCGAAAAGACAGAGACCAUCACAACGACAACAGAGGAAGCAUUUGCUGUUAUCAGUGCAAAAGAUGUUGAGGUGAAUGAAACAACAGAGGAAGCCCCUUUAUUAGAUAAAGACAUUGAACAUGGCAAUGAGGACCCACGAGAGCAGUUCUCUGUAGAAGAUGAUUUUACAUUAACCACUAAAAAUACACCCACCCUACAUAUCCCAGAAGAGGAUGCUUUAUCCGCGCAAGACACACUUUCACCUCCUUCUUCAUGCAUCGAGCCCAUGACACCACCUCGACCAUCGCAACAAGCCUACACUGCACCACAUAAAGAAUAUCUCACAGAAACCGAUAAGCAAAGAAUUGAAUAUGAGACAUCGACACUCGAAAAGCUUCGAAAAUCGCUUGAUAUCGUUAUAACCGACCGUGCUGCACGCAACCGACCCACAUUAUACCAUCAAAUUGAAUCUACCUUGAGAAUGUCAACGGGACGCACCAUUUCACUCUCACACAUCUGUCAAAUCAUGUACAUUACACCUCAAUUAUACACUUUGGAAGCUAAAGAGCUGAGAAAUUACGGUGGUAAAGUGACAGAAGCAUUUUUGAUCCAAUUUACCAAAGACUGGAGUAUGCCUUUGGCGGGUAAAGAUUUGCAAAAGAGAGCUGAUAUUCUGAAGAGUGCUAUCACACAGUAUUUCAAGGACCAUCCAGAGCCUGAUGCCACUAUUCCCGAAAUGACUUUGCCUCGAUUGAACUUGGUGAUUGAUAAAGAGGAAUGGCUAAAGAAGGCACCGUUACCCACAGGUGUCCGUAAACUACUGGAAGCUCAUGAAAAGGCCAAGGAGGCUGAAGUUGAGCGUGAAAAGCCAAAGCCCAAGCCUACUGGCAGUGUCAAGGAUCGUAUGGCAGCUCUCCGUGCUCGUCUUGCAAAGAAAUCUGCUUGA